CAUAGCUCUAUUUUUUCCCCCAUUCUUUGCCCCAUAACCUCAGAGAGAGAAAGAGAAGAAGCGAUGUGAGUGAAUUUGAUAUAGAAAAGUUGAAAGAGAAGUAAAGAUUCAGUGAGAGUGAGAGAUAAGAGGAUUAAGAGUGAGAGGUUGAUCGAAAGGAGAGAAACCAAAGAUGGUGAGAAACAGAGUAUUUGGUCAGGUCAUGGGAGAAGUAGACAAUCCUGCAUUCUUCAAGAUUCUUCGAAGGGAAGACUUUUCUUCUGAACUCAUGAGAAUGAUUCCUCAUCACUUGAUAAGAAGCAUCUCCGACAAGUCUUCCUCGUUUAAGAUGGUCUUAAAAGUUCCGUGGGGAAGCUCAUGGCAAGUCAAAAUCUCCAAGAACCCAUUUUUUCACUACAUGGAAGAUCGUGGAUGGAACCAGUUUGUGAAUGACAACGGUUUGGGUGAAAAUGAGUAUCUUACCUUCACUCAUGAGGCAAAUAUGUGCUUCAAUGUAAACAUCUACGAGGCAAAUGGUAAGGAGAUGCUUAGACCAAGACAAUCUUCUACCGUUACUUCUAGUUCCGGUCGGAACAAGAGAGAAGAGAGGAAGAGCAUCUGCAUAGAUGUGAAGAAAGAAGUAGAGACAGAGUCUUGUUCUGAAUCAGGGCAUCCUGUUCUCAAAACGGCUGAAUCUACUAGUGGGAGAUCGAAGCAGAAACAGGAGCUUAACUUGAGAAAAAGGGAAACCAAGGAAACCACCAAAUCCAAGAAGCGUAAGAACAGGAAGGUGGAUACUGUUUCUAAUGAUUCUGAAGCCGGCACCUCAUCUCUUGUUCCAGAAUUCAAGAUCACCAUCAAGAAAUCACACCUCCUGUUCUUGGGGAUCCCGAAGAAGUUUGUGGACAUGCAUAUGCCAAAUGAGACAAAGGUGUUCAAGAUUCAUCAUCCGAGGGGAAAGAAGUCAUGGGAGGUUACGUAUUUUGUCACUGAUGUGCAGUCAAGAUUCUCUGCUGGAUGGAGUCGUUUCGCCAAAGAAUUAGGCUUAGAGGUCGGAGAUGUUUGCACGUUCAAGCUCAUCAAACCAACCGAGAUGUGUGUCAAAGUCUCCAAAGAAUAGACUCCAUGAUGAUUGAUGAUGUGUGAGGUGUAGUUGGAGAAUGAGUGAAGAACUUGUGUUUGGAGCAACAUUAUGGUCUGUGGUUCAAUGUUAGGACUAAUUUUAUAAUUGUCUUCUAUCUUGAUGCAGCGUAUUAUUAGAUCUUGUUGGGUCUUGGUGUUGUGUUUCUUGUCCAACAAGCUACGGACUUUACAUAGCUCUUUAUUAGUAUUUAUGUUCGUUUCUUAUUUUAUGUUAAGAAAAUAUACUCUUUACUUUUAGGAUUAGGAUUAGAAUAUUUGAUGUUUAUCUCUUCCUUAG
Molecule: messenger RNA, 1399 nt
Organism: Camelina sativa (false flax)
Lineage: Eukaryota; Viridiplantae; Streptophyta; Magnoliopsida; Brassicales; Brassicaceae
Product: B3 domain-containing protein At5g18000-like
Molecular function (GO): DNA binding
Source: RefSeq, a predicted model, not a curated record